CGGAGCCGGCGAGUGCGCCCGGGAAGUCGGCCUGCGCGGCGUAGGGAUCCAGGCCCAGCUCGCCGGAGCUGGCCUUUGGGGGAGCCGCAGGAGGCUCGCGCGAGAGGGCCGGCCGGGCCAGGGCCCCGGGAGCUCGCAGAAUCCGGCCGCGCUCCCAGCCCGCCCGAAACCCAUGCUCCAGGGCUGGCCCGAGCUGCGGCUGGAGUGGGGGUCCGGCUCUGCAUGGCCCCGGCUGCUGCUAUGACUUCUUUGCCGCUCGGUGUCAAAGUGGAGGACUCCGCCUUCGGCAAGCCUGCAGGGGGAGGCGCUGGCCAAGCCCCCAGCGCUGCUGCGGCCACGGCGACCGCCAUGGGCACAGAUGAGGAGGGGGCCAAGCCCAAAGUGCCGGCUUCGCUCCUGCCCUUCAGCGUGGAGGCCCUCAUGGCUGAUCACAGGAAGCCCGGGGCCAAGGAGAGUGUCCUGGUGGCCUCCGAGGGGCCUCAGGCAGCGGGUGGCUCGUUGCAGCACUUGGGCACCCGGCCCGGGUCGCUGGGCGCCCCGGACGCGCCCUCCUCGCCGCGGCCUCUGGGCCAUUUCUCAGUCGGGGGACUCCUCAAGCUGCCAGAAGAUGCUCUGGUGAAGGCCGAGAGCCCCGAGAAGCCAGACCGGACCCCGUGGAUGCAGAGUCCCCGCUUCUCCCCGCCCCCAGCCAGCCCCCUAGGAAGACUGAGUCCCCCGGCCUGCACCCUACGCAAGCACAAGACCAACCGCAAGCCGAGGACGCCCUUCACCACCGCGCAGCUGCUGGCUCUGGAGCGCAAGUUCCGCCAGAAGCAGUAUCUGUCCAUCGCAGAGCGCGCCGAGUUCUCCAGCUCGCUCAGCCUCACCGAAACGCAGGUGAAGAUCUGGUUCCAGAACCGCCGCGCCAAGGCCAAGAGACUGCAGGAGGCCGAGCUGGAGAAGCUGAAGAUGGCCGCGAAGCCCAUGCUGCCGCCCGCCGCCUUCGGCCUCUCCUUCCCCCUCGGCGGCCCUGCCGCCGUAGCCGCGGCCGCCGGCGCCUCGCUCUACAGUGCCUCUGGUCCCUUCCAGCGCGCUGCGCUGCCCGUGGCGCCCGUGGGACUCUACACGGCCCACGUAGGUUACAGCAUGUACCACCUGACAUAGGUGGGUCCUGAAUCGCCUCUCUGUGGUGCCACUACCCCGCCCCCAGCCACCUCUUCUAGUAGCCGGAGUCCUUCCUAGGAAGCUCCGCUGCCCAACACCGCCUGCCCCUUCUCUUAAAACCCCCUGCUGCAAUUCCUCCGGGUCCUUCCUACUGUUCUCCAAGUCUCAUCCCAUCUGGGGGUGGGGGGAAAGUGGCUUUCGGAAGGGUUUGGAUUCUUCGAGAGAGAAUCUCGAUUUACACCCGCGAGUUAUAGAUGUGGAAAUUAAGGGCAAAGAGGCCAAGAGAUUUAUCCGUGGUCCCCGGCAGAAUUAGAGACGGGCUUGAAGGAGACUAGAGGCCAAAGGGACUAGAGGCCAUGACUCCAUCAGCUGCUUCCGGUCCUGGAACCAGGCAGGACUUGCGCAGAGAAAUUGCUGUUUGGUGCUUCGGGAACGUACACGGUCCUGUAGAAAGCAAGGAGCCCAGCUCCUUCCACAGUCAAACUCCAAGAGCUUUAGCCGCAAAGCAUUGCUCUGAGGGGGCAGGGCGCGUGCUGGUGCUUUACGAAGGUAGGUUGAAGAGAAUUUCCCAGGACCAGGCUAAAAAAAAGUAAGAAAAACAAAACCUGUUUCUAUUUAACAGUACAUUUUCGCGGCUCUCGAACAUCCCUUUUGAAGGGAUCGUGUGUACUAUGUAAUAUAUUGUAUAUUUGAAAUUUUAUUAUCAUUUAUAUUAUAGCUAUAUUUGUUAAAUAAAUUAAUUUUAAGCUACAAGA
Molecule: messenger RNA, 1898 nt
Organism: Peromyscus maniculatus bairdii (prairie deer mouse)
Lineage: Eukaryota; Metazoa; Chordata; Mammalia; Rodentia; Cricetidae
Source: RefSeq, a predicted model, not a curated record